Molecule: messenger RNA, 1241 nt
Organism: Arachis ipaensis
Lineage: Eukaryota; Viridiplantae; Streptophyta; Magnoliopsida; Fabales; Fabaceae
Source: RefSeq, a predicted model, not a curated record
CUAGAAAUUUUGAUGAUAUGUUUAAUGAGGCUUUGUAUGGCAAAAGAAGACGGCAAGAUAACACACUCAUAGAUAAUUGGAUCGAUGAGUAUUUACUCGAAGAUUCAGAAGAAGAAGAUAUCGAUAGAAGCUCUAUCCCAAUUACUCGUAGAUGGAUCAACAGAGAUCGAGAAGCAGGACAUGAUCACCUUUUCCAAGAUUACUUUGCAGAUGAUCCGGUGUAUAAUGCUGACAUUUUUCGACGGAGAUUUCGAAUGAGAAGACAUGUGUUCCUUCGGAUAGUAGACGCUCUCUCAGACGUCUAUCCGUAUUUCCAACAGUGGGUUGAUGCAAAUGGAAGAAGAGGCUUGUCGGCACUCCAGAAAUGUACCGCUGCGAUACGGAUGUUAGCAUAUGGCGUAGCAGCUGAUGCUGUUGAUGAUUAUGUGUGCAUAGGCGAGAGCACUACAAUUGAAUGCUUGGAAAAAUUUGUUGAAGGUGUCAUUUCGGUGUUCGAGGAUGAAUACUUGCGAAAACCCAAUCCAAAUGACGUACAACGCCUGCUACAAAUGGCGGAGGGUCGUGGCUUCCCUGGUAUGUACAUGAGUGGUUAUCAUGGGGUUGCAACCAUACUACUUGAGGUUGUAGCAUCUUCAGACAUUUGGAUAUGGCAUGCGUUCUUUAGAGUUUCUGGUUCAAAUAACGAUAUCAACGUGUUUGAUCGUUCUCCAGUGUUUAAAGAUAUUCUAAAUGAUCGUACUCCAGAGGUAAAUUAUACUAUUAAUGGUAAUGAUUAUACAAUGGGAUACUAUUUAGCAGAUGGUAUUUAUCCUGAAUGUGCCACAUUUGUCAAAUCAAUCUCAAAGCCACAAGGGGAGAAACACAAGUUAUUUGCACAAUACCAAGAAGAGCAAAGAAAGCGUUCGGAGUGUUGCAAUGCAUCAAGACAUAACUCAUCUGGUGUUGGUGGCUCUUCUAACCCAUCCUGUCGGACUCCUAUACAAUCUAGUCCAAAUUCGCAAUAUUCAGAUUUUGCCAACCCUCGUGGAUUAGAUGCUAUCGACCUCAAUGAUGAUGAUAUUGAAGAUUGGAGGCAAGAUAGUAUUCAACACUGGCAUUGGAAAGAGGAUGAGAUGCUGAUCAGUACAUGGUUAAAUAUUUCAACUGACCCUGUAGUUGGUACUGAUCAAAAGGGGGAAACAAUUUGGAGUCAAAUUCAUAGCUACUGUGUAAAAUUUUGCUCCGACAUGACAAGGGGGUAG